UAUGGGAAAAUCAAUACGAGAGUCUGACCUGCAUCAUCAAUAACAAAAAUGGCUGACACCGAUCAGGAAACUGCCGAGAAGAGGACAAAUGUUCAAGCUGCCAUAGGUGUGGGCUUUGUAUGCCUGGUUGUUGGACUACCAUUGUGGUGGAAAACAACAGAAGUCUAUAGAGUGUCUCUGCCAUACUCAGAUAUUGAUACCCUAGCUGACACAAAGAUCAAGUAUACAGUUGAUUUAAAUGUGAUCAGUUUUCUGGAGAAGGUGUCAGAGACAGAUUUAGCUUCGUUAUCAAGGCUCGUUUCUGAGGAACUAGAGGAUAAAAAACCCCAAGAGGUGACAUCUCAUUACAGAACUUUUACCAGAGAGGCGUCUAGCAAGGAACAACAGAUUUUCAAAUCCGCCUCUUCUCUUCAAGAAAUUGACUUAAAGUUAUCACAAGAGUAUCCAGGGAAAGCUAAUGAGUAUUCUGUCAUAUUACUCGCAGCCAAGAACUAUCCAGAUGUUAAAAAACCUACCCUUGGUUCACAUAGAUUUGUAUACAUUCCUGUUACGGCUACAGACAUGGCAGUUAUUGCAGAGUAUGUUGCAGAGACUGUGAAAACUGCUCUAGUUAGGGAGACAACCAUUUUGAAAUUGUUCGAUACUGCCAGAGGUGCUAGAGAUCGUAAGCCAGAUAAAGAGAUGUUGAGAUCUGUACGAUUCCACUCAGGAUAUGAUGUGACCUUGACCUUAGUCAAUCCAAGACCAGAUAUACUUGAUGUCAGCUGGGAUAUAGAGUCUGCAGUCAAUGCGUACCUGGAUCCAUUUGUGAAAUCCAUGUCAAACUACACUGAUAUCAACAUUAAGUCACAGGUUUUGUAUUUUACGAAGCUUCAAACGAAGCCAAAGAAAGAAAACAAGGAGUAUAUCUUCACAAGUAAAGAUCUACCACACAUGAUUAAUCCUUUGGAAGCUAAACUAGGUUCACCAGCCUCUACAAAUCCUGAAUUGAACUUUUUGGUGUAUGUUCCUAGUAAAGAUCAGUAUCCACUCUAUAUCAAAGGGGACGAUGGUCAGAAGUUGGCAAGUAACUCAUUUCUCAGUCCACAAUGGGGUGGUAUACAUAUUUACAAUGUUGCUCAGCCACAAGAAGGUGUUACGUUGCCAGUAAAAAGCUCGCUUGAUAUGGCCCAAGUAAUGAGGGUGAUCUUGUCCCAGCUCAGAUUGUUAUUAAACCUUCAUUCUCAGCUUGGAGGUACAGAGUUCCUGCCAAUAGGCAAAAAUGCUGUCACAGACUGGGAAUUAGACAGCUGGUUAAGAAGUAGAUGUGUAGAAAACCUGGCCACGUCAUCAGCCACAUUAAAAUCUCUCGCUCAACUACUUGGUAAAAUCAGCAAUAUUGUGAUCAAUGAUGAUAUAGGAAAUGAGGUACAUAAGGCAGUAGCAUCAAUGCAUGAGUCAUUACAACUGUUAUCAGAUGGUUAUUUAGUCGAGGCAUAUCAACAUUCCAAAAGUGCAAUACUAGCCUCAGAGAAAGCAUUCUUCGACCCAUCUCUACUAGAACUGUUAUAUUUCCCGGAAGAUCAAAAGUUUGCAAUAUACAUUCCAUUAUUUCUACCCAUUAGUUUCCCAGUGUUAGCCUCUCUCUGGCAGUCAUAUAAAUGGUAUAAAGGGCUCUCUAAACCUAAACAAGAGUAGAGUCAUACAUUGGUUUGGUGGUCUGUGGUUUAUUUUCUAUGUUGGAACAAAAACAAUUGAGAUUGGACUAAAGAAAAGAAACAGUUAUGUAUGGAUAACCUCCCUUUGACAGAAGGAAACCUUGGAAACGGUUGUGAUAUGUAUAGUGUGAAUCGGGAAAUUUAUUGUAUAAGAAAUAGUGAAUAGACUAUGAUGAAACAUGAUUACAUAAAUAAAUAUUUCAUCAGUGACAAUAGCAAGACAACAUUACUUUUUAGCUCGACUUUUCUAUGAAAAGGGGAGCUAUCCUACUCGCCCCGGCGUCGGCGUUGGCGUCACACCUUGGUUAAGUUUUUCGUACCACCCCACUUUAUUUCAGAAGUAUUACAAGUAUGGCUUUGAAACUUACCAUACUUGUUCACCAUCAUAACCUCCAUCUACAGACAAGAGUACAUAACUCUGUCAAGGUUUUUGACAGAAUUAUGGCCCUUUUUUGACUUAGAAAGUGUAUUGAGCUUGGUUAAGUUUUUUGUACCACCUCACUUUAUUUCAAAACCAUUGGAGGUAUUGCUUUGAAACUGACCAUACUUGUUUACCAUCACGACCUUCAUCAACAGACAAGAGGACAUAACUCUGUCAAGGUUUUUGACAGAAUUAUGCCCCUUUUUGACUUAGAAAAUACAUUGAAUAUGGGUAAAAUCCACUUAUUGCCUUAACCCUUUGAGAUAUUGCUUUGAAACUUUUAAUGCUAUUUCACAUCAUUACCCCCAUCUGUACGCAAGAGAAGGUAACUUUGUCAAGGAUUUGUUUUAAAAAUUAAGGCCUUUUAUCGACUUAGAAUCUUGGUUAAGUUUUUAGUACCAGUCCACUUUUUGACUGAACUGUUUGAGAUAUUAAUUUGAAAGUUGGAAUACUUGUUUACAAUCAUGAUUCCCAAACAUGUCCAGGAGAAGGUAAUUCUGUCAAAGAUUUUAUUUGAAUUAUGGCCCUUAACUGUCAAUGUUUUGUAUUAUAGGCAAGCACUAAAAAACUUAAAAAAUCUAAAAAAAUUCAUUCCUAUCCACUUGUUCACUUUACCAUAAAUUAUGUCAUAUAAACAUUGCUGUAAUAUUCAAGGGUAUCAAACAACUAGUUAUUUUUCUCUUUUUGUACUUGAAAUUAAAAUCAGUAGUAUAUGCAUAUUUCACAUUUUAUCUCGCCUAUUUGAUUGGUGGACAAGUGAC
Molecule: messenger RNA, 2879 nt
Organism: Ruditapes philippinarum (Manila clam)
Lineage: Eukaryota; Metazoa; Mollusca; Bivalvia; Venerida; Veneridae
Product: GPI transamidase component PIG-S-like
Exons: 16
Coding region: 49-1677 (542 amino acids)
Biological process (GO): attachment of GPI anchor to protein
Cellular component (GO): GPI-anchor transamidase complex
Source: RefSeq, a predicted model, not a curated record